Cyanistes caeruleus (blue tit) is the source of this 1182-nucleotide messenger RNA. Lineage: Eukaryota; Metazoa; Chordata; Aves; Passeriformes; Paridae. The record is from RefSeq and is a predicted model, not a curated record.
GCUGGGGCCUCCUCCCGGACCGGAGCCGUAGGCACAGCGGGACCUGUUCUGGGGCGCCGACAUCUUCAGGGUGUUAUAGUUGUCCUCCUGCUGUCAUAGAUCAAUUAGGCUUACCCCCGCCCUCUUUAGCACACUCUUACUGCCUAGCUUGAGGUUCCUAAUAACUGUUUUUCUUUCAUUUUUCCAGCCGCAGGAGCCUUCUCCAUACCUCACGUUACCAUGGCCACCCACUUCUCCAAGGAUCAGGAGAGAAUCAGGUGUGUGAAGGGGGACCUGUUCUCGUGCCCGGGCACAGAUGCCCUGGCUCACUGCAUCAGCGAGGAUUGCCGCAUGGGCGCCGGCAUCGCCGUGCUCUUCAAGAAGAAGUUUGGAGGCGUCCAGGAGCUCCUGGAUCAAAAGAAGAAGACAGGGGAGGUGGCGGUUCUGCAGAGGGACGAGCGGUACAUUUACUACCUGAUCACAAAGCAGAAGGUUUCUCACAAGCCCACGUAUGAGAGCAUGCAGAAGAGUUUGGAAGCCAUGAAAGCUCACUGCCUGAACAACGGAGUCACCGACAUCUCCAUGCCCAGGAUUGGAUGUGGACUCGAUGGCCUGCAGUGGGAAAAGGUGUCAGCAAUCCUUGAGGAAGUAUUUGAGAACACUGACAUCAAGAUCACAGUUUACAGCCUGUGAGCAGAACAAAGAUCCCCAUUUCCCCCAUCUUUGGGAGCAGAACCUGUGAACUAAGGGGGGACCUGUGUGGGGAGCACGUUCUGCAUUCGGGUGUCACUCACUUGUGCAACAACGACAGGGGCUUCCAGCAGCAACGAGCCCCGGAGAAGUUCAUUUGGGCUGUUAAUUAGCAGGAGGCCGCGGCGCUGUGGAAAGCCUCGGGGAGCUCCCAGUGUGUCCCUGCAGCCACCAGGUGUCACUGGGGCUCCACGCAGCGAAACGGAGCCGCUGCCUCGUGAGGCCUCGGGGUUUCUGUUUGGGUUGGUGCUGAUGAGCUGCCGCAGGCAGCGCUGGCACCUCUGCUUUGUUCUGUUUGCCGUGUCCUGCCUGGCACUCGGGUCACUUCCCUGUUCGCACGGGUGGAACGAUUUCAUUUCUCCCUUCCGGCCACAAAUGGGGUUUGCUGGGGUUGUGCUCACUCAGGAUCAUGCUGUGGUGUUAAAUAAACAGUGCCCUGCUGUUGGGUUGGUA